Naegleria fowleri is the source of this 1515-nucleotide messenger RNA. RefSeq lists its product as uncharacterized. Gene Ontology annotation, biological process: vacuole organization; endosomal transport. The record is from RefSeq and is a predicted model, not a curated record. The transcript has 2 exons. Gene Ontology annotation, molecular function: ATP hydrolysis activity; ATP binding. NCBI's taxonomy places the organism in Eukaryota, Heterolobosea, Eutetramitea, Acrasida, Naegleriidae. The coding region runs from base 1 to 1515 and encodes 504 amino acids.
AUGAACGUUCAAGAAUAUCAUCCGAAUAGCCUCACCCAAAGAUAUUUACGGGAAGCACUGUUUUUCGGGGAGAAAGCAUUGACUUUGGAGAGGAAUGUUGAUCUUUCUGUACAGCAACAACAGCCUUCAUUCUCCUCUUCUCCUGAAGAGUACUAUUUGAAAGCCUCAAAUGCCAUUCGAUGCGCUUUAAGUUUUGAAGAGAAUGAGAGUUUAAAAACCUUAUACGAGAUGUUGAAUGCAACAUACGAGUGUAAAAUUGCUCAGUUGAGAGGGAUGGUAAACCAUGACUUGACAGAAGACGGAACUACUUCCCCUCUUGAGCACGACAGCACUGGCAGAAAAAAGACAAUGGAACAGCAGCACUGUAAGAAAAGAAACUGCACCGAGACAUUUCAGGAAUUGGAGAAUAAUGGAGAUGAUGAAGAAAUGGACGGGUCUUCCUCCUACUCCAUGGAUGUUUCACGAAUCGUAAGCGAAGAAGACAAGUCAACACGAGACAUGCAACGAAGGGCAAAGAAAAGAAAGGACAUUGAAAGUGAAAACUCAGAGAUUGAAUCAUUUAUCAUUAACAAGGAAAAUUGCAGAGAGGAGCAUGAGUGGGAAAAAGUUGUCGGACUGGAACAUGUUCUUCAAUGCUUGAGAGAGGCCACUAUUCUUCCACAACGGUUUCCUCAAUUGUUCUCUGGGGAGAGGAGACCGUGGAGAGCUGUUUUGUUGUAUGGGCCUCCAGGAACAGGCAAGACAAUGCUUGCGUCAACAAUGGCAAAAGAAUCACUUGCAACAUUUUUCAGUGUCUCAAGUGCAGAUAUUCUUUCAAAAUGGGUAGGACAAAGCGAAAGAAAAAUCAAGCAAUUGUUUGAAUAUGCUUCGAAACGAAAACCCUCUGUGAUAUUCAUUGACGAAGUUGACAGUUUGUGCUCAGUCCGAAACGACAAUGAAAGUGAAACCUCACGACGGAUAAAGACGGAAUUCCUUGUUCAAAUGCAAGGUGUCUCAUCGAAAAAUGGUGUUACUGUAGUUGGAGCAACCAAUCUUCCUUGGGAAAUUGAUAUUGCCAUUCGACGACGUUUUGAGAAAAGAAUUUAUGUACCUCUUCCCGACGUAAAAUCAAGGAAAGAGAUUAUCGUCAAACAUAUUGGAAAUACUCCUAACAACCUUACAGAGGAUCAAAUUAACAUGAUUGCCUCAAGAACAGAAGGAUAUUCUGGGUCAGAUAUUUCAGUGUUGAUUCGUCAAGCCUUACUUGAACCAAUUCGCAAGUGUCAACAAGCCACGCACUUUCGCAAAGUGAAAGGAUUUUCACCUGUCACCUCUCAAUAUUGUGAAGACCUUCUAGAACCCACUCAUGAACAAGAUGAUCAAGCUUUGCAAAUUUCAUUGUAUGAUAUUGAUUCCGAAAAGCUGCUUCCUCCGUUAGUCACAAUGCAGGAUUUUGAGUUUUCAUUGAAUACCAUCAAACCAACUCUCACACCUCAGGAUGUUGAAAAAUAUGAGCACUUCUCUAUAAUGUUUUAA